Molecule: messenger RNA, 585 nt
Organism: Selaginella moellendorffii
Lineage: Eukaryota; Viridiplantae; Streptophyta; Lycopodiopsida; Selaginellales; Selaginellaceae
Product: subtilisin-like protease SBT2.5
Exons: 2
Coding region: 1-585 (194 amino acids)
Biological process (GO): proteolysis
Molecular function (GO): serine-type endopeptidase activity
Source: RefSeq, a predicted model, not a curated record
AUGGCAGCUCCUCACAUUGCUGGCGUCGCGGCGCUGAUCAAGCAAAAGCACCCGAGCUGGACUCCGGCCAUGAUUUCUUCGUCCAUAAUGACUACUGCUUCGGUCGUAGACUCCAAAGGUGGUAUCAUCCAGGCCGUCACUGAUCACCUGGUGAUUGGAACACCUUUCGACUUUGGAGCCGGAUUUGUUAAUGUAUCAGCAGCACUGGAUCCCGGCAUUGUCUUUGACGCAGUCAAGCAGGCAACGCACUCCGAUUGCUCCAUAGCUAUGGACGCCGCCUAUAAUCUCAACUCGCCCUCCAUCACCGUCUCCAGCUUGAAAGGAAACGUUGUCGUCCAGAGAAGAGUUUCCAGCGUGAGCGACGUCGCGGAAACGUACACUGCUGCGCUGGUCCGGCCCGAAAACGUCACGGCGGACAUCGUGCCGGCUACUUUCACUCUUGGACCGCAUCAGGAAGCGUCAUUCGAGCUCCGCCUCGGCCUCACGGAUGGAAAGCUCCUCGCGGACUACGUUUUUGGCCAACUUAUGCUGGUUGGAGAUAGAGGACACUCUGCCCGAGUGUUUAUAACUGUGGCAUCCAAGUGA